AUGGUAGAUUACCAGCCAGUACGAAAUGUGCCUAGUGAAGAUUCACAAGAAGGUACAAGUGCAAGACACGAAGAAAAUCUGGGAAUAAAUGUAAGAAAUGGUGGGUCAAUGGGUGCAAAAAUCAUAUCAUUCUGUCGAAAGUAUGCACGUUUCAUUGGCCCAGGUCUCAUGGUCUCGGUAUCAUACAUGGAUCCUGGCAAUUUUAGUACGGCAGUGGCUGCAGGGUCAGCACACCGUUACAAGCUUCUAUUCUCGGUUUUCAUCUCGAAUUUACUUGCAGCGUUUUGGCAAUGUUUGUGUGCGAAGCUUGGCGCUGUCACUGGUUUGGACUUGGCGCAGAAUUGUCGACGCCACCUUCCGCCGUCUUUGAAUCUUGCGCUCUACAUAUUGGCCGAAGUUGCUAUUAUAGCGACCGAUCUAGCCGAAGUCGUCGGUACCGCCAUUUCCUUGAACAUCUUGUUCAAUAUCCCACUAGCUUUGGGAGUUGUUCUCACCGUGGUCGAUGUUUUGGUGGUCUUGAUGGCGUACAAGCCAAACGGAUCUUUGAAGUUGGUUAGAUGGUUCGAGAUGUUCGUUUCCGUGCUCGUUGUUGGGACAGUCAUUUGCUUUACAAUUGAACUGUUCUCAGUGCCAAUCACUAACGUCUCCGAUGUGUUCCGCGGAUUUCUGCCUACUAGGGCAGUGGUUGACGGUGACGGCAUUUAUCUCAGUUUGGCAAUUUUGGGCGCCACGGUGAUGCCACACAGCUUGUAUCUCGGAUCAGGGGUGGUUCAACCUCGGUUGCGGAACUACGACAUUAAAAACGGUUACUACACCCCGAACGACGCUGACAUCCAAAGCAAUCAUACCAAUUACAAACCUUCAUUGGAUGCUAUCAACGACACUUUACAUUUUACCAUUGCAGAGCUUCUGAUCUCGCUUUUCACCGUCGCGCUUUUCGUCAAUUGUUCCAUUUUGAUUGUCGCGGGCGCAACGCUGUAUGGCUCUACACAGGAUACUGACGCAGCAGAUUUGUUCUCCAUAUACAAUUUACUGUGCGAAACGCUUUCGAAGGGUGCAGGCACGAUUUUCGUUCUCGCGCUUUUGUUUUCGGGCCAAUCCGCCGGCAUCAUCUGCACCCUGAGUGGCCAAAUGAUCUCUGAAGGAUUCUUGAACUGGUCCAUUACCCCUGCAUUACGCCGUGCCCUCACACGUGCGGUGGCCAUCACACCUUGUCUAAUAUUGGUUCUCGUUGCUGGCCGUAAGGGUCUUUCAGGUGCUUUGAAUGCGUCUCAAGUGGUUCUCUCGUUGCUUUUGCCCUUCGUGUCUGCUCCUCUUCUGUAUUUUACUAGCAGCAAGAAAAUCAUGAGCGUUGAAAUUGGAAAUAAUUGCUACUACGAGCUCAGAGACACCGGAAUUCCACUGCAAGAUCUCGAUUACGCCACGGCGUGGGAAGAACGAACCGAAACACCAGAACCCAAAUUCGUCGAUAUGAGCAACACACUGUUUACAAAUGUCAUUGCAGUAUUGCUGUGGCUAUUUAUUUCGGGUUUGAAUUUUUACCUUUUGGCUAGCUUCUCUUUGGACCAGGAGGUACAUCUGUAG
Messenger RNA from Lachancea mirantina, 1584 nucleotides. The record is from the annotation of a GenBank genome assembly. Lineage: Eukaryota; Fungi; Ascomycota; Saccharomycetes; Saccharomycetales; Saccharomycetaceae.